This is a messenger RNA of Stylonychia lemnae, 2850 nucleotides long. The record is from the annotation of a GenBank genome assembly. NCBI's taxonomy places the organism in Eukaryota, Ciliophora, Spirotrichea, Sporadotrichida, Oxytrichidae.
AUGGCUGAAGAAUCUAAAAGAGAAAGCAGUAUCUAUGAAUAUCAACAGAAACACUGGAAAGAAUUCGAUAAUCCUAAUUAAACAAAUAAUGAAAUUACCCUCUCAAAUUAAAUCUCAUUGAAUAAGCAUCAAAGCUUUUUUAAGCAACGAAAUGAGAACAAACCUGAGAACAAUUAUGCUGAUAAGCUUUUUGAAAAAGGCCAAGAAAUAUUGAAAGAUGAUUAGCAGAUGAUAAGUCAAAUGGACAAGAAGAAUACCUAUAAUGAGUAAAGAAAGAUCAGUCUGCCCUAUAAGAAGUUCAUAACUUUUGAAAUAUUUUCUGGUGCCUAAUAUGGAAUUAGAUUUCACAAAUUUUAUGAUGAGAUCAUUAAAAAUAUCAUUAGGGCUAUUCAAGGAGCAAAAUUUCUAAUGGAUAUUAGAAUGUGGGUAGUCGGUUUACCUUAUUAUGAUUAAUUGAUGGAGAAACUUAAGAAAGUUUGUGAUCAUAAUCAAAUUCAUAUUGAAGAGAUACCCCCAUUCAUUAUGAAUCUAGUUCUUCAUAAAAUUCCAUUUACUGGUCCUGAUAUAUAAUUGGGAAAUUUUAAUUAUACCAAUGAUCCAUUUGGCUUAGGUAAAAAGUUGACUGCAAUUAGUAUCAAUCUAAUAUACAAACCUGAGUGGCCCUUGCUUAUCGUGUGUCCAAAUGCUAUGAGACAUUAAUGGCUCUAAGAAAUAAUUAGAUGGAUUCCCUAAUUAAAGCUAGAAUAUAUUCAAAUAUUUGGCACAUCUACCAAUGAAGAAAUAUCACAGACAGCAAAGAUCUAUAUAAUUUCUUAUUAACUUUUGGCUAAUGAAUAGAUGCUCUAAAAAUUUGAAAAAAGGAAAGAAGGUAGAAUUAAGGUCGCAAUAGUUGACUAAGCUUCAUUUCUUAAGCAACAAGAUUCAGAGUGGGCUAAGGUUCUUGUUCCAUUCUUUAUUAACAUGAAGAGAAUAACUUUAUUAACUGGCUGCAACUUUUAUAAUAAUCCAUUUGAGAUAUAUAAUCUUAUGAAAAUUGUGAGGCCAGACUACAUACCUGACUACUUAAAGUUUUGCUAUAGAUAUUGUGACCCGAUUAAAAAGAAGUGUGGAGUUGAAUUUAUGGUUAUUGGUGUUAAACCAAUUAUUAAAAUAAUCGAAAAAGAAUUAGACGGGAAAUUCCUAGAAUAUGAACAGUAAAAUUCAGAUAGAAGUGUCUUUAAUGACAUUCUUAUGCUUAAUAAGCAUGAGUUUCCUAGCGAUGAUUAGUCUAAGAGAAAGUAACUUAUAAGUGAGUUUUAGAGUUUAUUUAAUAAGACAGGAUUAACAAAAAUUAAGUUGAUUAUUGAGACUUGUAAUGUGCUACUUGAAAAAGCUAUCAAAGAAGCUUUAAAUAAUUCUUAGGUCCAUCAUCUCAACUUUUCUACCUUUUAUGAAACUGUUGAUAACUCAUCAUAAACUCAAAAUAUCUUGAUUGAUGAGAUCAACCAAAUUAAAGAUUUAUAUGAUUAGGAUGGCAUUAGGUAAUAAGAUCAUUUAGUGGUAGGUCUCUUGAAUUAUCAAACAUUUUCAAAAGGCUAUAAGAACAUGUCUCAAUAGGCCACUUAUAAAAGAUUUAAGAAAGAAUGCUAAAAUCAUUUUGAGGCCAUUUUAUUUGCUGAAUAUCAUUGGAAGUAUGAUGUCAUUGAUAAGAUAGAAGAGAUUAUUAAACCUGAUGGUAGCUAAGUAAACUCUUAGGGAAGCAAGGAUGGAAUUGAUUAUAAAUAGAUAAGAUUCAGAAAUUCCUAUUUUAUAAAGAGCAGAGGAUCUGUUGAUGAGUUUUUAUCUAGAUUAUUAUACCAUCAAAAUUUAUAAUUAUGGGAGUAGAUGGAACAUUAAGAAGUGGCUUAGUUCAGACUGAAUACCUCAAAUGAUUUAUCUAAGUACAAAGUUUAACUUAGAAUAUAGGAUGUCAAGAAAAAGCUGCUUGAGAACCAGAAAGAAGAGGUUAAGCAUCAACUCAUGGAUAAUGACAUAACAGUGACAGCUAAAUAAUUCCAAUUUUAGCAUCCUCCUACUCAAAGCUACUAUGAUAUUGAAAAAGAUGAAAUGAAAUUGAGUUAAGCUCCAGUAGAGAAAUAUUACUCUAAAAACAGGAUUUCCCCUGAUGAUCCAAGUUAUCAAAGCAGCGUUAUUCAUAAUUGUAAAAUUACUGAUCCAGUAGUCCAAAAUCCUGAAGCAAUAAGUGAAGAUGAAGAGGUAUAGCACAAGAAAUUUUUAGAGCAAACUCAAAUUAACAAUACCUAGAAGAGCUAAUUAAAUUCUAGUUCUAAAGGCAAAAAGGACAAUAUGAAAUAGUAGAAGUUAGUGUUCCAGAAGGUCCAAAAAACAUAUGUAACCUAGGAUAGCUAUUAAGCUACAUCCGAUAUAGAUGAAGAAUAUGAGGAUUAAUCAUAAAUAUUCCGAAAGUAAAGCGAUUAAUUAGAUAUUGAAACUUAAUAAACAAGAUUAGGAGUAAAUGAUACAUAGAGAAGAGAUUAAACGAGUAGAGGCAUAACUUAAAUUACUUAAGAGACGGUGAAGUCACUUUCAGCCACUUAACUCAAAUUAAAUAUGAUUGAUACAUAAAUGAGUGCCGGUAAAAACUCAUAGUUCUCUGCAGGUGGUUUAAGUCAAUAAAGAACUUUGAAAGACUUUUAAAAGGUCGGAUUCGGCUAUUAUCUGAAUAAAAAAUUAUAAGAUUAAAUAGAUGAACAGUAGUAGAAAGAAGAUAAGCUAAAUAUGAAAAGGAAAAAUUUAGAAAGAGACAGCUAAGAUAUAGAAUAAGAUCCAAUUUAAGAUUUGACUAUAAAUAAAAGAAUCAAAUUAAAAUGA